Molecule: messenger RNA, 2147 nt
Organism: Pyrus x bretschneideri (Chinese white pear)
Lineage: Eukaryota; Viridiplantae; Streptophyta; Magnoliopsida; Rosales; Rosaceae
Product: cytochrome b561 and DOMON domain-containing protein At2g04850
Exons: 1
Coding region: 338-1513 (391 amino acids)
Source: RefSeq, a predicted model, not a curated record
AGCACAAUCCUUGCAAAUAUCUCUUCCAUUAAAAAAAUCCCAAUAAAAAAGUGAUGAAAUUUUGGCCCAAUAUCAAUUCAUCACAAAAGCCACGUUCACUUCCACACGAACCCUCAUUUUCUACUCCACCGAACAAACACUUUGGUUUCCUUAACUUCAAAGCUAAGCACACAAAAAAACUAUUCAGUACACAUAUUCCCACCACAGCCAUGAUGGUCAAUUGCAUCAACCACAUCAUUACCAAACACAUAAAUGUUAACAAAAGCUUCCCAACCGAUUCUACAUCCCUCUAGCUCCCAUUCCCUUUGAUAUUCAUUUCUUCUUCCCAGCCAUCAAUAUGCUCUUCUUCUUAUCCCUCUUCCUUCUCUUUUCCUUUCCCCCUGUCACAUUUUCCGCCCAUUGCACCACCACCACCGCCGCCAAAACCUUUCAAAAAUGCAUCACACUCCCUACCCAACAAGCCUCCAUAGCAUGGACUUUCCAUCGCCACAAUGCCACCCUAGACCUUGUCUUCUUUGGUACUUUCAUAUCUCCUUCUGGGUGGGUUGGGUGGGGCAUCAACCCGACCUCCCCGGAAAUGACUGGCACACGUGCUCUAAUUGCCUUUCCGGACCCUAGCACCGGUCAAAUAGUCCUCCUCACUUACCUCUUAGACCCAACCACAAAGCUCCAAAAACGCCCUCUCCUCUCUCGCCCUCUGGACAUCCACAUUCUCUCCUCGUCCGCCACCCUAUACGGCGGGAAAUUAGCCACCGUCCACGGCGGUGCUGCAGUCCAAAUCUUCGCUACAUUAAAACUCACGCCGAACAAGACAAAGCUCCAUCACGUGUGGAACCGCGGCCUCUACGUCCAAGGCUACUCGCCAACCAUACACCCAACCACAGCCAACGACCUUUCAUCCAUAACGACAUUUGAUGUCAUGUCAGGCACAACGGCCACACGUCACUCCAACAUUGGCACACUCAGAACAGUGCAUGGCAUCAUGAACGCCAUUGCAUGGGGCAUCAUGCUCCCCAUUGGAGCAGUGCUUGCACGCUACCUCAGGCACAUACAAUCAUUAGGGCCCACAUGGUUCUAUGUGCACGCUGGGGUCCAACUGUUUGCUUUUUUCCUAGGGACUGUAGGGUUUGCUAUCGGGAUUAAGCUUGGGGAUAUGUCACCUGGGGUCCAGUAUGGGCUCCACAGAAAACUAGGGUUUGCUGCAUUUUGCUUGGGAGGACUGCAAACCCUAGCACUAUUGUUUAGACCUAAAACUACAACCAAGUUCAGGAAGUACUGGAAAUCUUACCACCAUUUUGUUGGGUAUGCAUGUGUGGUGCUGGGUGUGGUGAAUGUUUUUGAAGGUUUUGAGGUGAUGGGAGAAGGAAGGUCUAUUGCUAAACUGGUUUACUGUUUGGGAUUGUCCACACUGAUUGGGGUUUGUAUUGCUUUGGAGGUGAAUUCUUGGGUGGUUUUUUGUAGAAAAUCAAAGGAGGAGAAGCUGAGGAGGGAAGGCAGUGGAAUCCUCAGGUGAUCAGAGGCAUCACGUACUUUAACAAAACGAUACUUUUCCGGCCAAUGGAAAAUUGUCAACCGACGAACAAAAUUGUUCGUUGGAAGGUCUUUCAGGAGCCCUUUUUUUGCUUUCAAGAACCAUAUUUAUAGCUGCAAUUUUGGUUUGCUUUUUUCAUGCUUUUGUAGAAGAGGUGAGAUCAUAGACAAAGUUGUUGUUGAUGUUGUUCCAUUAGCACAGUUUCACUCAAAUACUUUACAAGUCGAGUUUUUUACUUUUGGUACUAUCCAAGUCUUUCGAUCUGGGUUAACAACUAUCAAAUGCUCAAUUUGUUUAGAACAAUUCGUAGAUUCUUAGGUUGUUUAGGAACAAAACUUGUUUACAGUUUUACUCGAUACAUCAUUGGGUUUAUGACUCAGGAUACUCAAUCCACAGAAGAAGCCCUAGCUGCGAAAGAAAGUUGACUAUUAAAAGGACGGAAGCCAGCGUCCCACAUCGACCAAAACAAAGUUCACAAACUGCUUUAUCUAGUCUUGCUUGACAACAUAUUUUGUUCCUUCGGGGACAUCCGAUAAAAUUGGAACGAUACAGAGAAGAUUAGCAUGGCCCCUGCGCAAGGAUGACACGCAUAAAUCGAGAAAUGGUCCAAAUUUUU